Parnassius apollo (apollo) is the source of this 618-nucleotide messenger RNA. Lineage: Eukaryota; Metazoa; Arthropoda; Insecta; Lepidoptera; Papilionidae. The record is from the annotation of a GenBank genome assembly.
AUGAAUAACAAAAAGGACUCUCAAAUUGUGUCGUGGCUAGAGGAAAUAUCUGAUUUUGAAGAUGCUAGUACACAGAUUGUUGAUGAAUAUGUGUCAGAUAGUGAUCGAUCUUGUCAUCAUAGUGAGCAUAACACGGAAACAAAACAGUCAACAGAAAGCGACGCUUUUAACACGAAAGUAUCUUCUCCAAUUGGUAUGCCUUCCGAAAUACCACCUAUUCGACGCCAAAGGACAUCCACUUCAGAUAUAAGUAUGAAGGAAGAAUAUUCUGUUGGGAGAAUGACUGGCAGAUGGCCAAUGAGGUUGUUUUUUUCGGUGAUGAAUAUUGCUGGUAUAAACAGUCAAAUUAUAUAUAACGCCAAUACUGAACAAUUGAUGCUACGCCGAGGGUAUUUGAAAGAAAUUGCCAUGGAACUUGUCAAGCAAUAUAUGAUCACAAGGUCUUCUAUAGACACUUUAAAUAUUCCCCUAAGGAACAAAAUUUCUAGCUUUGUACCAGCAGAACAAGCAUCUUCUUCAAAGAAGGAGGGCAAAUGCAGUAUAUGUUCCUCAAAGAAAAACAGGCGCACGAAAAAAGGGUGUUCCUGGUGCCCAAAGUUACUGUGCAACGAACAUUGA